This is a messenger RNA of Charadrius vociferus (killdeer), 794 nucleotides long. It is a transcript of the gene RRP36, whose product is annotated as ribosomal RNA processing 36 homolog (S. cerevisiae). Gene Ontology annotation, cellular component: 90S preribosome; nucleolus. Lineage: Eukaryota; Metazoa; Chordata; Aves; Charadriiformes; Charadriidae. The transcript has 6 exons. Bases 1 to 630 code for a protein of 209 amino acids. The record is from RefSeq and is a predicted model, not a curated record. Gene Ontology annotation, biological process: maturation of SSU-rRNA from tricistronic rRNA transcript (SSU-rRNA, 5.8S rRNA, LSU-rRNA).
AUGUCUUUUGAGGAACUACUGCGGGUGCAGAGUGAUACGAGAACGAGAGUGCACAAGCAGGUGACCACUGGGAAGAAAAAUGCAAAACCUACCAAAGCCACGGUGAAGCAACAAGGCAAAAAGGGGCCAUUGGAGAUGUCUGCCAAGAAGCCUGUACCUUUUCUGAGACAAGUAGUCUCUGUUACAAAGAAGGUCCACAGAGACCCGCGAUUUGAUGACCUGUCUGGAGAGUAUAAGCCUGAAAUAUUUAUGAAGACGUACAGCUUCCUUGACAGCAUCAAGAAGCAGGAGAAGGAGAUGAUUCAGAAGCAGCUGAAAAAAUGCCGGAACGUGGAGCAGAAGGAGAAACUCCAGCAGCUCCUGAACCGCAUGACACAGCAGGAACAGGCACAGAUAAAACAGCAGAAAAUGAGGGAGAGGGAACUGUCUUUGAAGAGACAACAGAGGGAAUUGGCCAAGCAGGGAAAGAAGCCCUUCUUCCUAAAGAAAUCCGAGAAGCGGAAACUGGAGCUAGCCGAGAAGUAUGCAGAGCUGAAGAGGAGUGGAAAGCUGGAGAGCUUCCUGAACAAGAAAAGGAAGAGGAAUGCCAUCAAAGACAAGCGCCGUCUGCCCUCACAGAAGGACUUGUGACUGCUGGACAGACAUGCUGUUGUCUGGCUCUGGGCCUCACUCUGCCCUGGCCAGGCCUGGAAGAUGGCCAUCCCUCUUCCCAGUAUCUGCCUUUCACUGUACAGUGAUGCUGUUAGGCAGCAGAGCAGAGACUGAACUGAAGGAAACAGUGCGUUUUGUAGCUG